Physcomitrium patens is the source of this 3816-nucleotide messenger RNA. Lineage: Eukaryota; Viridiplantae; Streptophyta; Bryopsida; Funariales; Funariaceae. The record is from RefSeq and is a predicted model, not a curated record.
ACCUAAGCCUCAGGCUCACACCAAUAGAACCGACUCCCAGCCACAAGGUUCGAGCCUCAGGCUGGGGCCGGAGCUGAGACAGGAACUCAUUCAGUCGGGAUCAUUGCCGGGAAAGAGUGUUAGGGUUUCGCAAGCCCCUGUUUGGUGCUUGUGCCCCUGGUUGUGGCGAUGCUGCUAUUGUAGGAGUGAUACGCAAGCUCAAUUUGUGUGUCGAAGUACAAGCGGAUGACGCUGCAGUGCUAUGGCAUGUUGGGUUUUUUCUGGGGUUGCUGUAUCUUGCGUCAUCUGUGAGGGCGGGAGCGGUCACAAUGGAGGGCACUCUGAAUAUUGCGCAGAGGACGAAUAAGGUGGAUGUGGACAAUCGACUGCCAUUAAAGUAUUAUUACCGGACGGCAGAAAAUCUUCUGAAGCAGGCUCGGAUUUUUCGAGAUGCGGGGAAUACUAUCGAUUACUACAUUCUCCUGCUUCGAUUUUCCAGGUGAAUUGCGUGUUUGUCCAGUUUAGAAGUGAUUUGAAAUUUGAGGAUUGGAAAUGUAUUACUUUUAUAUUUAUUUUGGUGUGAAGGUAUUUAUGAUUUUGAAUUUGCGGGUCAAGCUUUGCAGUUGGUUUCAUGAGGAAUUAGCCGUGAUCUCUGCAAUUUCUAACAUACAUGGUCAUAUUUGAAGUAUUAACGCUGUAUCCUGCAUUUAAUUUGAGGUUAUUAUUUUAUGUCCACAUGCAUUGCAUUACUUACGUGCAAUAUAUAACUUUCACGAUCUGUUAGCCUAAACUACAGAUCUAUUCAUAGCAUGAAAGAGGUGCACGGACCAAGUAUAUUAUCUUUGUAGAACUUUCGAAAGAACACUUCCGUGUAAUUCAGAUUAUCCUUCCCCAGGUCGGGGUGACUUAUGAGAAGAUUGUGAAUCCAUUUCAAGCAUCAGUUUCAAAUGACGAGCCCUGUUGGGUUACCUGGUGAACAAGAGAUGAAAUGGAAGUUAAGAGCAGCAAUCACCUUUGACCCUGGGACCUUGACAAAAAAUCUCGCAACCUUCACUGCCGUCGCCUUCUCUGCCACAGUCCUUUACGUCGUGUUCAGCAAGAUUAAGAGACCUCAAUAUCAUCACAUGGAAAGUCAAGUAUCACUUUCCGUCGACGAGGAUACAUCUGAUGAAGAUCACACCUCUCAAUGUGAGGUUCUAAGUCCAACCUCCGUUGUUGGCUGUAGAAAUGAAAGCUUGGAACCUGACAACGCGAUGAGCCCUGGAUUUCUGAUUGAGGAUAUUGAACCUUCUCGCAGUCUCGACUCUUCUGUUCGCGUGAACACGUUUACUGAGGGACUCGAGAGUGAAAACCUAACCAUGAGUGGAAUUUCUGAUUUAGAGAUCCAAUCUUCAACGGCUACUACGGCGUCUGGUUCCGGUGCAGCUGAUGUUGAUAGAUCAGCUGGCAGACUGUACAGCAAUACAGCAGAGAAGAAAAAAUUGACUUCCAACAUGACACCCUUAAAAAAUUGUUCCUCUGACUUCAACAUGGUGUCGGAGGCUAUCAUUGACAGGUACAUGGUGAGAAGUGGAGACUGGGGAUCACAAAUUCAGCCAUCAGCUAGUGCAGAAUCUGGUCCCGGUUCAUCUGACGAUAUCAACGAGGCAGCUGCCAAGUUGGCCGAUUUAAGCGUGUGUGAGAUUCCUCUAAUUUAACGUCCAUCUCAUGCGAGUGGGGCACCGGUUCGUAUUUCAAAAUCUAAUGUUGUGUCUACAGGAUUGUCGACUUCUGAUCAGCUGUUUUGUUUUUUGUGAGAAAUGCUGUGAAGCUCACAAUGAACCUGGUUUGACAAUAGAGAAUGCUCACCUCCGUAAUGAAUUUAUUUCCACGAGAACCCAGGUAGAUCUUUGUAGACGCCCUGAAGGUAAGUCACCUGAAAGAAGCCGGAAAUUAUUGGAUGGAUGUGAUGAAGAUGGUGCAGAGGAUAUUAAGUUUUAAACUGUCCCAAAAUGUUAUGUCUCCUAUUUUUCUCAGGGACAUUCAAAAGCAAUUGGUAAGAUGAAUGAGAAAUCUUCAUAUGCCAGGUCCUGAAACCGAUUGCCAAUUCAAAUAGUCAGGGUAUGUCUUUGAAAGUGAUAGAAUGGCACAGGAACAUCUCCUACUUCUGUUACGUCCAAUGGAUUCUGAGUGAACUUGAAUUAGUCUACCACCUAGCUCAUCUUACAUUUUCAAACCAAGAAAGUGAAAAGUGGAGUAUCAACCUUGUGAUCGACAUGUUGCAAGUCAAGUCCUUGUUCUUAUGAUCUAUCAUUACCCACAGGGGAGCGUUGACAUUAUGAACAGAGGAGCCAAUUCGUCAACCCCACAGUGAGGGUAAGUCUCAAGAUUGCUAUGCAUUUGGGUAAUACCUGAAUGAUUGCGACACUAAAGGAAUUCACAAUUGUCAAACAAGAAUCUAGGUGCUAACGUUAUUAGCAUUGAAAUUGUUAGUCAUCAAAGAGAAAUUUGAAAGCUAUCAAAGCAUGAUUUGAAUUCAAGACGUAAUACUCAAAUUUUGUGAUAGGACCAGAUUAGCGAGACCUUUGCAGCAUCGAUGAAUACGAUAGUCUUUGAGAAAACACAAAAGUCAAGAAGACAAAAACAAGGUGGAAGAUGUUGCCAUAAUGUCCUUAGGAAACUAGAGAGAAUCCCAAAACAGUGUAAAGAUGGUCUACUUUUGAGACUGUGGAGAUGUUGCAUUUAUGAAUUUUUGAAUCAAUGAAGUGGCAUGCACUCUGCAGCUAUCUUUUGAUUCCACUCCGCCAUAAAUAUCAAGUGCCAAGCUUUGAAAUACAUUCUUGUCAAGAACCUGAUCUGCUACCUUCUAUAAUGAAGAGGAAAGAUGUAUUUGGAUGUAUUUUCUAAUAUUUAUAGCAGGUGUUGUCAUUUCUUCUCUACCAUUGAUGUUGGAGUAGUGUUUUGUGGACAAAGAUAAGAUAGAUAUUCCAUUUCUAAUAGUUAAAGCAUUUUAGAUUAUAUCCAAUAGGUGUCGAAAUAAAAAAAAUUAUCCUCAUAAAUAUAAAUUGGGAGGAUUCCAAAGUAUUUUCACAAAAUUUGGCCUAAAAAAAAUUUUAUAUAAAUGUUUUAGUUGAAGAUUUUUCUUAGAUCCAUUUUGGACAUAUAUGCCUAUUUAAUUCCAAUUGGUGGUUGAUUACAAAACCAAGAAUCUAAUUUUUAUAAAAUUGUGAUGUGUAGCACCUAUUAAUGCUAUUAAAUUUUAUCUAAUUUCAUGCUAUACACAGAUGUAAAUGUGUGGAUGAAGCUACAAAAAAUCAAAUAUCUUAUUGUAAGUAAUCUACCAUGUUUGAGUUGGAUUUUUGCUGCCAUUCUUCCUUAUUCCUACUCAAUUCAAAAUAGUAUCUAAUACAUCUUUUAUCUUUUGAUUUCAUUCCAACAACUUCUUUAAGAUCUUUUUUCAACAUGAAGUUGCAUAGGCUAUAGAUGAGAUAUUAAAAAUUUGUGAGAUUUGUAUUGAUAGAAGGUUCUUGUAAUUGUAAUAUGGAUUGUAUAGAGUUAACUUAGUAUUGAAACAAGCUCCAAAACAACAAAUAACAGUUGCUCAUAAAUUGCAAUUCUGGUGUCUACAUGUACUGAUUAAGCCUCAAAUUAUGUAAUUCCUUUAUACUCUAUGUUGGACUCUUGAUACAAACAAGUUCCAUAUAAGACCUUCUCACAACAUUGAACAAGAUUAAUGACACCUCUAUAGUACCAAAUUGGAUGGACCUCCCCUCUUUCCUCCAUCUCUCUUCUCUAGUGCCAACUUCGAUGAACAACACUCUUGUAAUACCAAAUCUAAUAAAAGACUCUUUUAUAAUA